GAUGACGCAAACCGUUUUUAUCCUUUCAAAUUGUCACUCGGAGGAAGUGUGAAGCAAUACGUGUUGCCGGUUGCGACUUUGUAUUUCAACGCAGUUUUUUUAUCUAACGAACGAUGGGUGAUAUUCCAGCAGGAGAUGCCACUAAGGGGGCCAAGGUCUUCAAAACAAAGUGUGCACAGUGUCACACAGUAGAGGCAAAUGGUAAGCAUAAAACGGGUCCAAACCUUCAUGGGUUGUUUGGUCGCAAGACUGGACAGGCACCAGGUUUCACUUACACUGAUGCUAACAAGAACAAAGGUAUCACAUGGGGCCCAGACACUCUGUGGAUUUACCUGGAAAAUCCUAAGAAGUACAUUCCUGGAACAAAGAUGGUCUUUGCUGGUCUAAAGAAGAAAACUGAGAGAGCAGAUCUCAUCGCAUAUCUGAAGGAGGCCACAAGCUGAAACCCAUUUUGAGAAAAUAAUGCAGUAGUGACAUGCAAUUAUAUGGAUUUGACUUUCUUUUUAUCAAGCAUGUAACAUACUAUUUCAAAUGACAAUACACAAGACUGGUGUGGAUUACUGGGAUGUGUCUGAACAACUUUAAUUAAUUUGAUGUACAGGAUGUGAAACAGUAUUAUUUACAAGGCUGUGCUUUGUUUAAGUGUGCUGAUUUCAAAAGGUUAUGGUGUCAAUAAAAUUCUUGAGUUUUA
This is a messenger RNA of Stylophora pistillata, 691 nucleotides long. RefSeq names its product cytochrome c. Gene Ontology annotation, molecular function: heme binding; electron transfer activity. NCBI's taxonomy places the organism in Eukaryota, Metazoa, Cnidaria, Anthozoa, Scleractinia, Pocilloporidae. The record is from RefSeq and is a predicted model, not a curated record.